Salvia miltiorrhiza (redroot sage) is the source of this 1355-nucleotide messenger RNA. RefSeq lists its product as uncharacterized. The transcript is spliced from 2 exons. The record is from RefSeq and is a predicted model, not a curated record. Lineage: Eukaryota; Viridiplantae; Streptophyta; Magnoliopsida; Lamiales; Lamiaceae. Bases 43 to 690 code for a protein of 215 amino acids.
UAGGGCUGCUUGGGGGCGCUAGAUGCCACCUAUAUUGAUGUGAUGGUGCCAACGAAGGAUAGGCCACGCUACAGGACGCGUAAGGGGCAGAUCGCAACCAAUACACUAGCAGUGUGCGAUCGUCAAAUGCAAUUCGUGUAUGUUCUCCCUGGUUGGGAGGGUUCCGCCGCCGAUUCAAGGGUACUCCGCGAUGCACUCACGAGGGUACAUGGGUUUAGAGUGCCAAGAGGAAACUACUACUUGUGCGACAACGGCUACGCUAACUGUGACGGCUUUUUGGCACCCUACAAAGGCGUGAGAUAUCAUCUUAAGGAAUGGGGCCCUCUUGCCGGUAGACCACAAAAUGCCCGUGAGCUAUUUAAUCUAUGCCACGCGAAGGCACGGAACGCAAUUAAACGUGCAUUCGGUGUCAUGAAGAUGAGGUGGGCCAUCUUCCGUAGCUCUUCUUACUAUCCCGUCAAGGUUCUAAACCGAUUAAUCAUGGCAUGCUUCGUCCUCCACAAUUUCAUAAGGUCCAACAUGGUUGUUGAUCCAAUCGAGCAACAAUUUGACAACCAAGCUGCAGAGAUGGAAAAUAUGGAUCUUGAGGGUGGGGAGUACGUCGAUGGAGUCGAGCCUUCACCGGCGUGGACUGCGGCAAGGGAUGACUUAGCUCAACAAAUGUGGCAACAAUAUAUAGAGAUGCCUUAGAGUGCUUAGCUUGUGUCUAGUUUAUGUUAGGUUGUUUUCAAGAUUUCACUAAUAUGUGAGAUACUUAUGUACUGCUACAUGUCGAUUUCGGAAUUGUCUGUGAGGUCUUUUUACUAGUCUAAAAUGGUGUUUGCUUGCACUUAUAAUUAGUUGAAGCUUGUGUUAGUUUGUAUGUGCAAUUUAAAGUUAUGUUUCUCUUCUUACUGAUCCAUUUUCCUUUCCCUAUGGUUGGACCGUGUCAACCACACCAGGAAUGGCAAACUAUGGAGAUGCACAGGAUGGUGUUCCAGGAUGCACUUGUGGACAUGGCAAGAUGGUACUCAAGCGCGCCAGCCCAAACGCGAAGAACGCGGGUCGGUAUUACUACAAAUGUCCAAGAGAAGAAAACCAUAAGGGAGGUUUCAUUUGGCUUGAUGAAUUACACCACGUGCCGGCUGCGCCAGGAUUUCAGCCACCUGCUCUCGGAGGCAAUCCACGGCCUCCAGCUGGUCCAGGCUUAACUGGGAGUGUCGUUCCCAUCGUUUUCAUGGCGGUAGCCCUUGUCCUACUUAGGUUUCUCGUCGGUAAACUUAUGUAGUCAUGUAAUGGUGUACUAGAUGCUUUCCCCUUUUGUUAUAGGUAAGAAUUGUGUUGGUCCGAUGCAUGUGGCAUGAGAUUCCUUUUGC